This is a messenger RNA of Cynoglossus semilaevis (tongue sole), 1536 nucleotides long. It is a transcript of the gene tcea1, whose product is annotated as transcription elongation factor A (SII), 1. Gene Ontology annotation, cellular component: nucleus. The transcript is spliced from 10 exons. Lineage: Eukaryota; Metazoa; Chordata; Actinopteri; Pleuronectiformes; Cynoglossidae. The record is from RefSeq and is a predicted model, not a curated record. The coding region runs from base 173 to 1108 and encodes 311 amino acids. Gene Ontology annotation, molecular function: zinc ion binding; nucleic acid binding. Gene Ontology annotation, biological process: transcription elongation by RNA polymerase II; DNA-templated transcription; positive regulation of transcription by RNA polymerase II.
GAUCUUGGAUCGACUAUCCAGGCCUGCUACACAGCGGCAGCAGGGCAGCUCAGUGUGGCGCACACACGCCAACAUAAUCGUCUCCUCUGUUUUCCUCAUUGGUGUGGUCGUUUUCGCCGACCCAAUUAUUUUAAUUUCCCCGAUUUAAUUGAAUUUUAUCCGAACAUACAAGAUGGGCAAAAAGGAGGAAGAAGAGAUAAUCCGAAUCGCGAGGAAGAUUGAUAAAAUGGCGCAGAAGAAAAACGGGGCUGGUGCCUUGGACCUUUUAAAAGAGCUGCGCAGUAUCCCCAUGACGUUGGAGCUCCUGCAGUCUACCAGAAUUGGGAUGUCUGUUAACGCCAUUCGCAAGCAGAGCACUGACGACGAGGUGACAUCUUUAGCCAAGUCCUUGAUCAAGUCAUGGAAGAAGCUUUUGGAUGCAGAACCCGGAGGUGGAGAUAAAUCUUCAGAGGAGAAGAGAAAAGAACAAACGGCACCCGUUUCUCCCUCACAGGGAAGCCCGGAGCCUAAAGAAGAAAGCAGCUCAUGCAGUAACUCUAGCAGCAAGAGUGAACCUGCAGAUGUCACACCAAACCCAUUAGUGAACACCUUUCCCCGUGCCCCCAGCACCUCUGAUUCCAUUAGGCUCAAGUGCCGAGAGAUGCUGACCACUGCUCUGCAGACCGGAGACGAUCACAUUGCUAUCGGUGCUGAUUGUGAUGAAAUCGGAGCUCAGAUUGAGGAAAGCAUCUUCCAAGAGUUUAAAAACACAGACAUGAAGUACAAGAACCGUGUUCGGAGCAGGCUGGCUAAUCUGAAGGAUGUGAAAAAUCCCAAUCUACGACGAAAUGUGUUAUGCGGGAGUGUAACCCCCGAGCGGAUGGCCAAAAUGACUGCAGAGGAAAUGGCAAGUGAUGAGCUCAAGGAAAUGAGGAAGAAUCUGACCAAAGAGGCUGUCAGGGACCACCAACUUGCUACCACUGGAGGCACUGUCACCGACCUUUUCACUUGUGGGAAGUGCAAAGGAAAGUGCUGCACUUACACACAGGUUCAAACCCGCAGUGCUGAUGAACCUAUGACUACGUUUGUCUUCUGCAACACGUGCGGAAAUAGAUGGAAGUUCUGCUGAGUCGAAUAGCAUCAACUGGACAAGUAGCAAAAAUUCCCCGGAUCAAGUUCUGUUUUAUCUGCAACAGAUUGGAACUUUGCAUUCUGUGAUACGUGGCACAUGUGGUGCCGUUCGGAGAUGCCACUGCGAUUACCGUUUGAAUAAAUCCCCUGUCUGUAGUUGGAGCUCGUCGUCAUUUUCACCGUGCCCUCCUCCCCUGAAAAUCUUGUACUGUUUUUAUUAGUUGUUUGUCGUCAUCAUCAGAUAUACAUCUAUAUAUAUAUAAAUAUCCGAUCAAUAAUGUCUCAUUCUCUUUUAUCUGCAUUUUUUAUAUGUAGUUUUAACACUUGGGGGCGAUGUCGUAUUCACCUGCCUUCUCAACAUUGCAUUGUUUUAUUUAAUUUUACAAAUAAAGUGUAAUCCAUUUGAUUAAAUAGUUUUGCUUUUCA